AUUUGUCACAUUUUGUGUCAGAAAGUAGAACUACACAGUAAUAAUCAUCGUCCCACAAAUGCAGAUGCUUGAAUAAUGGCAUCAGUUGCUCGAAAUCCAGGAUACAAGAGGAUAUCUCGACAUUUUUUGAAGAACUGUGGAUUUAAACUUCUCUCGGUUGAUGAGACGGCAGUAGAGGCAGUAGUCAGUCAUCCCGGGCCCACAGUAUCAGAUUAUGAUGUUUAUGGUCAGCCAAAAAUUUGGAACAUGAUGAACUUAGUGGUUUCUGGCAGGAUGUUUGUUCACCAUCAGCCAUUAGAUGAAAGUGGCAGAACAUUCAGGGACUUUGAAAAACUGACAAGUGAAUGCUUAACAUUCCUUGUAACUUCAGAAGUCUGUUUCACCAAGGCCUUGUAUGACCCCGAUGUACCUAAAAGUACACUGUUGACAACUGUGAAGGGAGGCUACAUUGGAAAUACGUCCUUUAAUUCACACUCAUUUUUGAAAUCAGCAACCAAUGAACUCCUCAUCAGCAAUAUCAACCAAGUUGUCAGUAUUGAUUUUGAAACCAGGCGACCUAAACCACUGCCCUCUUGGUGGAAAAUGAAGUAUGCAGAGACAGCUAAGAAUUUUCAGUCUUACAGACUAGAGAAGUUUCCAAGGGCAGAUAAAACAAGUAUCUACCAUGCCAAAGUGGCAUGGAGUGACACUGACAUGAAUAAUCAUACUACCUGGAGUGCUUAUGUCCGAUAUGCCAAAGACGCUGCCCAUCAUGCCGCAAGAACUGGUUCCCUGCCAAGCUUUGAAGAGAAUCUAGGAAAGGGAAUCAGCAAAAUUCAAUCUCAUUAUUUAGGAGAGUGUUUAGAGGGUGAUGAACUCACUGUACAUGUAUGGGAAGAUUUAGGAGAACAUUAUCAAUUAAAAUGUCACAUUGACAAAGAUGAGAAUUGCUUAUUUCAAAGUGUUAUAUCCUUUUUUAGUAGUUAGAAAAUAUUAGAUAUAUUCUACCUCAACAUAUUUACUCUGUACACUAUUUAGUGUAAUGUACAUUUUUUGUCACUGAUCAGUCUUUGUACAUGAACAAAUUAUGGAAAAUUGCAAUAAUUGUUGAAUUUGAAAUUAAAUAGAUUAAAAUUUCAUUUAGAUUUUGUGUAAUUAAAUAUUGCAUCAUAGGUAUUCUAAAUUAAUAGAAACAUGUAUAAUGCAGUGAUUCUGACACAGAAGUCAUUUCCUUUUUGUCAAUAACUCCAUGCAUUUUCAUGAUUUUAGAGAAAAGAGGUCUCACAUACAAAACUAAAGUUACAUGUACAUGUAGCAUUCAAAUGUAAUGUUGUAUGAUCUAGUCAAUUCAUUAAUAUCCAACUAAUUACAACUGAAAUCAUCAUGUAAAAAAAAAAUUCUUGUUUUUAAUUGACUGAUUUCCUAUGACGUAUUUUGCCUUUGAGUUAUUCCCUUAGCCGCAAAGUAGUGAAUUUUCCUCCUUGAGCAACUAAUUUUAAACAUGCAUGGAAGGAAUAUAUGGGGAAAUAUUUACAAUCUUUAAAAUUAUGAAUAAUAGAAGCUUUAACAAACAUACAUUUAAAAGAAAAAUAGUGAUAUCUUUACAGCCAUAACCAGUAUAACAAAUUGAACUUGCUUGAAUAUUGAAGGGAUCUUGGAAUGUUGAACUACAAUAUGGUCUUUAAUGGAGGCAAUGGGGAAUAACUCUUGCUUAAAUCAUCUCAAUGGCAAACACUCUAUACUAAUAAAGUUUAUGAGGUGUAAGAAGACGGUACGGUUUGAGCUUUAUUGUGCCCUAAAAAUUUAAUGUUCUUAAAAAGUUAUGAAAUUGGCUUUUACAAUAGUUGAGUAGAUGAAUAUGAUAAAUCAUAAAAGAAUAUGGCAUGAUGAAGAGCCUUUUUUGAAAUAUGACGUCAUUAAUUUGGUAUAUAUUUAGCUCUUCUGAGCCAAAGGCUCAAAGAGCUAAUGCAAUGGCCAUUUGUGCGGUGUGCAUUAACUUUUUAGAAUAUGGGCCAUAACUCAAG
Molecule: messenger RNA, 2003 nt
Organism: Saccostrea cuccullata (small rock oyster)
Lineage: Eukaryota; Metazoa; Mollusca; Bivalvia; Ostreida; Ostreidae
Exons: 3
Coding region: 76-966 (296 amino acids)
Source: RefSeq, a predicted model, not a curated record